AUGGAGAAUGAAACGAGUGAACUAAUCGCAUCUUUCAUCGAGAUUUCCGGAGGCCAAACCGAGAAAACUGCAUUCCAAUUCCUUGAGGCAACUAGCUGGAAUCUGGAAGAUGCCGUUAACCUCUUUCUCAUCUGUAGGAGAAACCCUCAAGAACCGUCAGAUUCUAGGUUGUCUUCCUUGUACCGUCCUCCUCUGGAUCUGCUUUUCAAUGGUUCCUUUGAAAAGGCAAAAGCAACUGCCUCUAUAGAGGAUCUAUGGUUGCUCGUAAACCUCCAAUCAACGAUAGAGUUUGCUUCCCAGUCCCACACUCUUAACCGAGAUUUAUGGUCAAACGAUGCCGUGUCUCAAGCCAUCAAGAUGCGUAAAUGGAGCGGUAUGAUCGAAGCUCAUGGUUUUCUCGAGGAUUUGAUGAAGUACAAGGAUGUUGGUCCUCACGAACACGUUGCUUCUCUGACAAGCAACAAACGUAUUAAAACAGAGAAGAUUUGCUUUUUAAGCAGCCAGGUUGACGACGACCAUCAAGACAUGUCUACGUUUUGGGACAACGAUCGCGUUGUGACUCCUCCUUCUUGGGGGAAAGAAUUUGAAGAGACUUGUCUGUCAAGCGAUGACGUGUUUGAGUUCCCAGUUUUGACAGAAGAGCCAAAAGGAGACUGCGAUCGAAGCCUUUUAUGCAGUCUGUGCAUUCGAUUUCCAGAUGGGAGAAGAAAGCAGAGGAAGUUUCUCAAGAGCGAACCGGUUCAGCUUCUCUGGUCUUUCUGUUAUUUUAACAUGGAGGAUUCAGAGAAAAGGGCGUUCAAGCUUGUGCAGGCGAUUCCUGGUGCUACCAAGACUCUAGAUUAUGGAGCUAAAGCCACGUUUGAUCAAUCUGGGAUUGAUAAUUCGAUAGUCUCGGUUACUUGGGAAUGA
Camelina sativa (false flax) is the source of this 909-nucleotide messenger RNA. The record is from RefSeq and is a predicted model, not a curated record. NCBI's taxonomy places the organism in Eukaryota, Viridiplantae, Streptophyta, Magnoliopsida, Brassicales, Brassicaceae.